AUGUCAAAUGUUGAUAUUUCACAAUAUUUACGAAUCAGUGAGACAACUGUAAGAUAUUGGCUUGAAAGAUACGAAACAACUGGUGAUAUAGAAAUUAUACAAAAAUCUGGUCGUAAACGGUCUACAACAGAAAAACAAGAUGAUAUAAUUCAAUCGAUGGUAGCUCAACACCCAACCGAAUCUGCACGUCAAAUUGCAUUCAGAUUAUCAAAGAAAGGUAUAAAAAUUAGUGAGACAACAUUAAGAAGAAGAUUUAAAGAAGCUGGUCUGCAAUCAAUGAAACCAACUUCCAAGCCAUUGCUAACAGGUGACCAUAUUAAGAAAAGACUUCAAUGGGCAAUACAACACCAAGAUAUUGACUGGAAUCAAGUUAUAUUUACAGAUGAAAGUUCAUUUCAUAUGAAACAAGUUAUAAAACAUGUAUGGAAAAAACGUGGCGAAGAAUAUUAUGUAUCAACAGUGAAGCAUCCUGUCAAAAUUCACGUAUGGGGUUGUUUUAGCAAACAUGGAUUCGGAAAACUGGUAUUAUUUAGAAAAACAUUAAAUUCAAAUUUUAUGUGUAAAAUUUACAAGAAUGGUCUUCUGCCAUCAGCAAAAAAAUGGUUUGGUGAUAAUCACUAUAACUGGAAACUUUUAGAAGAUAAUGACCCAAAGCAUACCUCAAAAAUGAGUAAAACGUUCAAGGUCAAUAAUGAAAUACAAUCAUUACCGUGGCCAUCACAAUCUCCCGACUGCAACCCAAUCGAAAAUGUUUGGGCUUUAAUGAAGCUCAAAAUAAACAGACAACCACCCACGUCAAUCAAUAAUUUCUUUGGCAGAAUAAAAAAAGAAUGGAAAAAUCUACCUGUCGAAUUUGCUGAAAAAUUAGUCGAUUCCAUGGAAAAAAGAGUACAGUUGUUAAUUGAAAGAAAAGGCGACUAUAUUAAUUAUUAGGAUGAUGUACGUGUAGUGUAGAUUUUGUAAAUAAAAUAUGAUAAAAUAACUCCUUUGUCUUCCUCGUUUUUUCGGUCGCGCCCACUUAUGGCGAAUACUGUAAGUCUAGAGAUCUACAAUAUGCGUAAUUUUAGUUCCAGCACUAAUGCGGAGAUAUCUCAUCGUAGCGUUAUCAAAGUAGGUUAAAAUUUUUUAUAUUGAAUUAUGAAUAUGAUAGAAAUUUUUUCAAUAGUGAAUCCGCACUAUUUCCUUAUGUAUCAAUUCUUCAUUAUCUAAUUUUAUAUCGAUUUUCUUAAUAUAAAUUUCACUAAAAUAUAACUGUUUCUUCUGAAACUUUUUUCAGAAUUUGAUGUCCUUUAUAUUUCACUUAAUGAAUAACGAGAUUCACUGAAAACUUCUGACCCGUAACUUUUUUCUAUUACAUUUUUUUAGUAAAACUCAUUGAACACUGAUGGUAUCAGUUUUGUAGAUGUUAAGGCCCUUCUUCUGUCAAAAAUCUAUUUCGUCCCAGAACAACCGAUCUGAUUGGAAAUUCCAGGAUAUACACGUGCAGACCUAAAAACCUUAUAGUAAAAAUUUCAGCCCGAAAUAUUGAGUUCUUCAAGAGUUAUUUCUAUAUCAAGGAUCCAAGAGUAGGUCUCCAUGCAAUCCAGAUUUUCCUCCAAACUAAAUGAUACAGAUCUCGGGUUUACAUCGAAAUGUAUCUAACACUUAGCGCUGCAACUUAACAGAGUUCGAUUUUUAAAAUUUCUCUUUGUUAAUUUUUAGUGUCAGUUUUUUUGAAAAGUUCGAUAAAAUAGGGAUACUCCUGUGGAAAAAGAUGCAUUUUUCUCAUGAGCUAAGUCAAAAAUUAAAAAUCCAGCUCUAUUAAGUUGUGGAGUACAAUUUCUUUCUUCAAUUUAAAACCAUUCCGAGUUUUGUAUCAUGUAAAACAGUUGAGAAAUCUGAAAUACACGAACAAAAAAACUCGUUUUGAGAAAAAUGACAAACACAAAAUUGAACUUUGAAAAUCCAGUUUUUUCCUUCGUAGAGCGAUUGACAAGAGAUUACAUUGAAGGAAUGCAUGAAACGCACCUGCUAGAGCAUGCUGGAUAUGUAUUCCAAAUCAGAAGCCUAUAGGCAAAGUCGUAGAGCUUCAAAAGAUAAAAUUUAACAGACAUUUUCUGCUUGUGAGUUUUUUACAAAAUCUCUUGGAAAUCGUGAAAAAACCAUUAGAAAACCUCUCGAAACCGUCGUAAAAACUAAGAAUAAUAGUGAUUCCGAAAGUAGAAAAUAUGGGCUAUUUGACCAUGUAGAAAGUUCAAAAAUCGAUAUUUUUGGCAAAAAUUGAAAUUUUUGAUAGGGGCCUUUAAAAACAGUUGUAUUCUCAAAUAAGUGUAGAGAACAAUGGAUAAAAAUAAAUCUAUAGAUUUAGCUAAAAAAAAGCUUGUUCAAGCAUUAAUUUUAUGGCAAAUGAUUUACUCGGAGUUGUUUAUCUAAUAAGAAAAGUUUGAGAGGUUUUGAUACAAAUUUGUCAUCAUGAUUAAUGAGUAGGGUAGUUUAGUGUUCCAACUAAAAACUCUUAUCAGUACAAUUGACAAUACGAUUAUGUAAUUAACAUUAAUUUCAAUCAAAUGAAUAUUGAAUUCGAGUUGUUAUGCAUAAAACAACAAGAAAUAAAUAUCGCGCCAUAUUUUUCGGAAAAUGUCAGCUUGAACGUUACUUUUGAUGCUUUACUAUUUUCGUUUUCUUAAAAAAAACAGAGUAAGCCGACGAACUAUGACAUGUUUCUUACUCGAAAUGUUUUUCUCAUUGUUAAAAAGCUAUCAUUAUUUAUAUAUAUUCGAUCGAACGAAAGACAAUUAAGAAAGAAGUCUUACUGUCCUUUUUGUUUCAAGAAAAAGAUUUCAAAAUCUCGUUAGACUAUCUUCAUUCUAAGAAAUGUUCUCAAGUGAUCGUUAAUGAUGAAUGACGAUAACAGAAUAUAAAACAGAGAUGAUCUUCUGUUAGCUUCAUUGACGUUUCUAUCCAUUCAUCUUUGCUAAUUAACUGUCAAAAAUGGAUUUAAAGAAUGUUUAUUUUGCACAGCUACGCGUCAAACAAUUCUUUCUAGUAGUUACACCUCUUCUGUUGCUCCCUGCGUUUUCUAGCCAAUAUAUGAAUAAAAAAAAUUAACAAUAGAAUAAAUUACAGUGUAUUACGAGUCGACUAAAAAAUGUUGUUUUGUAAAGAAUAAAAUACUUCUUCGUCUUUCCUCAUGAAAACAUAUAUCCAUUAAAUUUGAUUAAAAUUACCUAAUUAUAUCACUAUAUUUAGAAUCAUAAAUUUGAUUAUUCUGUAACAAAAUCAAAAUCGAUUAGAAAUGGGUUUUUUUGAGUAAAUUAUAGUCAGAUGCAAAUCGAUUACCAUACGAAAAAAAGUCUGAUAUUAAUCGAUUUUAAUCUUGGCUUUACUUGAUAGUCUCACGUGCGAAACGCUUCGCGUUAUAAGAAAUUUCUGAGAUGAAACUUUAUUCGUUCAAUAGAACCUAUUAAGACCAAAUAUAAUCUAAAAUCGUGACCUUCAGUCGUCUUUUUCGGGUUUAACCCAAUUUACCAAGCUUUUAGCUUAUAUUGAGGAAUCCAAUCGAAUAGAAAAUUGCAAUAUAAGCUAUACUAAACUGAGAAACCAAUGAAAUUCAACUGGAAACCUAUUGAAUGAUAAUUUGACUGACUUAUUGAGCAUGUGUCUUCGAGAAAUUCUCAGUUGUUAUGUUUUGCUCGGAACCACUUGCAGACAAUAUGAUUAUAUACUACAUCUGUCUUGUGACAUCAAACCGCACUCUAUUAAUAGAAACUUGGUAUAUGUAAUUAGGCUAAACGUAAAAACAUAUUCAAUUCGACAGAAUUUAGCAGAAAACAAUCUGUAUUCUUAAGAGACGGUCCAUGAGUGAAUCGAGCAUUUUCGUAAGGGGGCGU
Molecule: messenger RNA, 3869 nt
Organism: Rotaria sordida
Lineage: Eukaryota; Metazoa; Rotifera; Eurotatoria; Philodinida; Philodinidae
Source: the annotation of a GenBank genome assembly